Messenger RNA from Brugia pahangi, 3534 nucleotides. NCBI's taxonomy places the organism in Eukaryota, Metazoa, Nematoda, Chromadorea, Rhabditida, Onchocercidae. The record is from the annotation of a GenBank genome assembly.
AUGAAUGAAAAUGGUCACCUACGCAUCCGAAUUUUGUUUUGCACGAAGAAUUCAGAGAUAAGUGGGUCGAAAUGGAGCUUCGAUAGCAACCAGAUUUGUCUUAUCGGUAAAUCUCGGGGGAAUGUCAGUAAGUCUCAGAGGAAUCUAUGGAAUUUGUGGCUACGCAUAAUUAUUAAUUGUUAUUAUCCAGCAGUUCAGUAUUUUUUCACGACUGAAAAAUAUGUUGAUAUAUUAAGGAUUUUUCAUUUUGCAUUUCUACUGCUUAUAAGGAUUCUAUCUAUUUGCUACAAUUUGUUAAUUCAUAGUUUUAAUGAUAUGAGUGACAAUGAUCCACCACCAGUACUUACAAAGCAAACUACAUGUGAUAUCACCUCGACUACGGACAUUUCACUAUCAACUGUGACAACAUGUACUACUGCUACUACUACUACUACUACUAAUAAUAAUAAUAAUAAUAAUAAUGCAUCAGCAUCUAACAGCAAUGAUUCUUUUACAAAAGCAACAACUGUUGUCACACCUUCAUCAUCAUCCUCUUCAGUUUCCGAUUCAAUGCAGGUUACUUCAGCCUCUUCUAACAUAUCUGUGUCAUCAUCGAGUAAGAGCGUAAUAUCGGAUACCAAAAAUGCAGCUAAUGUUAGCGCUGAAGGUAGUGCAGCAGCUGCAACAGCAACAACAAUAUCAGCAAGUAGUAGCAAUGCCGAGACGGCUUCUUCAACAUCAUCAACACCACAACCAGCUCCAAAAAGUCGCCGUAAACCAACAUCUCGUAGUAAAAAGGACUCCACUGAUAAGACAAAAACUUCGACCGCAGUCGUCAGUUCAUCUUCUGCUACUCAAAUGGUUCCGCAAGCACCGUUAAUGCUAACUUCUGCGUCGCCUGGACAGUUCAUGCUUGUUCACCAUAAUGGCCAAUGCUAUAUGAUGUCGGCAACACAAUAUUUCGGUACAAAUCAACAAAUUGCAGCUGUUAGACCGAUGCCUUCACAGCAGCAAUAUGUGCAACCAGGUUUUGUGACUAAUAGCGCAACGUUGGGACAGCUUGCACGAAGUCUGGCACCAAAGCCAGCAUUACCAGGACCGGUUGCCGUAGUAGCGACCAGUACACAUAUGCCAUCAACUGCAGUAACGACAACAACUACUACAACAUCAUCCACUGUUGGACAAGGAAAUGAUGGAUGCCUAAAACGAUCAGGUCAACAGCAACAAUCCCCGCAACAAUUGGGAACCGCAUCAGUGCAGCAAAUGCAACCAUCAAUGUUUCCUCAAGGAAUCCAACUCCGUACACCACCAGGUUCAUCAGGUAUUGUCUUCCAAAUGCCAUCCGGAGCAUAUACAUAUGUUCAUCAGUUGGUUACCCCUCAACAGCGCACUUCUACUGCGAUACCUCAACAACAAACAAUUCCAGCUUGUAUUGGACAAGCGGUGGCACCAACUACAGUCGAAUCGAAAAAUAAGCAGACAUCAAGCAACGUCGGCAAGGAAUCUGCAGCCGAAGAACAAGAAGACAGUAAUGCUUCGCCAACUGCUGACAGAGAAAGUCAUCCACUGAUUGAGAUGGUUUCAGUUCCGAAUAAGCCAUCAACAACAUCUGUCAAAAGCAGUGAAACUUCAUCAAAGAAUGUUAGAGGUGGUACUAAACAUUCGGGAAAUGGACGAAAAACUGGCGCAGUGAAAAUCGCGACACCUCAACCAAUAGCUCCUACAAAUUUGGUACCAGUUGGUGCUCCAGUUCCAAUGAUGGUAAUGUCUGCUCCAAUGCCUCAGCUAAGUUCUUUUGGGGGACAUGCAGCAGUACCAUUCAUGGCACCAAAUGGACAAAUCAUACAUCAACAACUGAUCGCAAAUCCACCCGUACCAACGCAGAUGAUACCGGUAUUUCAACAACAUCAGCAAACUACUCACUUUCCUGUUUCCCAGUCAGCAGCCCAAGUUAGAGGACGAUUUGUAGACUCAGCUUCUCAUGAUUCUCACAAAACAGUUGCGGAUGAUGACAGUGGUUAUGUUGAUCCUGGGAUCGAAAAUGAGCCUCCACCGCUUCUUGUUCAGGGAGAAUCGAAAGAUGCUCUCGAUAUUCAUAUGAUGUUCACGAAAGAAGCCGAAAGAUAUUAUCAAAGAAUGGGACGAAAAGGCAAAAUUGUUCAUUUAAUCGAGGGAUUUGAAAUUGAGGAAUCAGAUGAGCCUUUUCCAUGUGAUCCACCUUGCCGUUUAAGUGAUUGGCUUUUAUCCGAAAUAGAAGAUAAGAAUGGGAGAAAGGUGUCCAAAGAAUGUAAAUGGAGCACAUCAUCAAAGAAAUUAGUCGGUGAGAAAGAUACAGAACCAACAUUAGAAAUAAGCACUGAAAAAGUGGAGGUUAAAAAAGGACGCGCAAAAACAUCUCCAACAAAAUCUGAAGCGUCUAGUGAAAAAACAGAAAAGAAAACUCGUAAACGUAAAACAAACGAGCUGGAUCGAUUACUACAAAUGGAUUUUGGACCAUCUCAUGGUCGUCUUUCUGAUAUUAUGCAAAAAUCAGUUUAUAAGCCAACCAAAGAAAGCAAAGAAACUCUGCUGCCGCCUCCACUACCACCGCCAACAAAGGGCUGUUUGACAAAGCCAAAAGGACGACCACCAUCUUCAUCGGUAGAUAAGCAAAAACUGGAAAAAAUUGAAGUGAGUGAACCGGUAAUGGAAAGAUUCAUUAUUGAGGAUGCUGUGGAUAUCUCACCAAAAGUUGUAACUAAAAAGUGUGAAGAAAGUCCAGCAACUGCAGAUCAGUCGUUGAAUUCUUCAUCAAAAAGUAGUGCUGAUACAGCUACUGGCAGUUUGUUAGUGAGUUUUUCGGAUGAAGAGCUUGACACUGAAAGAUGUAACUACUGCAACGGUUUGCUGCGUCUUAAACGUCUGGAAAAUCAUCCGCAGUAUUGCUCGAAAAAAUGUCGUAAAUUAUGGAAGAAGAAUCCAACAAUUAGUGAAGAGCAAGUUGGGCGCUCAUUCAAUGCAUCACCACGACUACCAUUUAUUCGUUCAACGGAUACAUCACCCAUUAAUAAAGAUAUCAGUCCUACAGUAACAGUGCAUAAUCUCAGUAUAGUUUCAGAGCCAUCUUCUUCAGGUAGUACCAUUGAUUUGCAGCAGCGAACACCUCCAACAUUAACGCUAAAAAUGGUCUCACCUCAACAGGCAGAAAUUGUAAAAUCUCCUCGGGGGUUGUCCACUUCGUAUUCGUUAGGUGAGUGUAGUAAAGUGCCGUCGACAUCGGUUUCUCCAGCUAUUGCUUUAGCUUCAACGGUUGAUCAUGCACCGAUGGAUUUCCUUUCUAGGCCAACAAAAACAUGGACUUGUGAUGAAGUGGCAAGCUGGGUAUCAUCGGUAACCGGUAAUGAGGAUUGUGCGAAUACUUUUCGUAAUCAGGAUAUAGACGGCCAGUCUCUGUUGUUACUGCCAGAUAAUGCUCAUAAUAAUUUGGUAACGCUACUGGGAUUGAAACUUGGCCCAGUAGUGAAAAUUUUGAAUGCACUCAAAGAAUUAUCAAGCAAAAGUAUCAAUGCCACAUAA